Molecule: messenger RNA, 2043 nt
Organism: Spirodela intermedia
Lineage: Eukaryota; Viridiplantae; Streptophyta; Magnoliopsida; Alismatales; Araceae
Source: the annotation of a GenBank genome assembly
AUGGCCAAAUCUCUUCCUCUUCUUCAUCUACUUCUGUCUUCUUCUCCUCUCAAUUCUUCUCUUCACUUAAGCUUCAUUUUCAUCUCCUCCUCGCCCUCCGUCACGCUCCCAUUUGCUCUCCCAUCAUCGGAGGUCCUGCAAGGGAGAGGCAAAGGCCAAUGAAACUCUCUCUGUCUCUCUCUCUGUCUCUCUCUCUCUCUCUCUCUCUCCAUGAACACUUCAGUAACUGCCCAUUUCUUAUGAUCAAAUUCUUCUUGAUGUGUGGUUCUACGAAAUUGCAGACCAUCAUGGGUAGUCUACGAUUAAUCUCAGUGGAUUAUCUGGUGCUGAGAGGACUUCUGGCCUCUAUCGUAUCAACUGAACAGUUCUAAACGAAAAUGGCUCUUCCCUUGCAGAGUUUCUGGAUUAGAUCCUCUUCACCUGUGUUCUAUUGUAGUAAUUCAACAGUUCUACCCGCAAAUGGCUCUUCCCAUGCUUGAGUCAAGAAUGAUGGAAGAUCGGGAUGGUCAUGUUGUUAAUUGUGAAGGAUCCCAUCUCUCCUCCCCUAUGAAUGGGGAAGAAGAAUUUUGGGUCUCAUUGAUUGAUAUAUAUGGUUUCAUAGCUUAUGAAAUGACAGAGAUUCAUCUGGCUUCGCCCCUUUCUAGGUAUUUUUCUCAGUUCGUAAAUGUUCCAGGGCACAAAUUUCUCAUUGUUCAUAUGAAUGUUCCUGAAUCAUUUCCAUUUUUUUUGAUUUUUUUUUUUUUAAAUACCCAUCAGCGCCCAGAGAUCAUCAUCAGCACUGCAUAUGAUACGUAAUUAGAGUGAACCGGUUGGCCUCUGUUUUUCCUUGUGCGAGAAAAGCUUGUUGACGCCAUUGUAGGCUGGCUGCUCUUGAUUGAUUCUCUCUCUCGACUGCAGAUUGCCAAGCGCCUGGAGAACUUCAAGACGACGAUCUUCACCCAGAUGAGCUCCCUCGCGCUGAAGCACGGGGCCAUCAACCUCGGGCAGGGCUUCCCCAACUUCGACGGCCCGGACUUCGUCAAGGAGGCGGCCAUCCAGGCCAUCAGAGAAGGGAAGAACCAGUACGCGAGGGGCUACGGCGUCCCCUCCCUCAACGCCGCCAUCGCCGCCAGGUUCCAGAAGGACACCGGCCUCACCGUUGACCCCGAGACGGAGGUCACCGUUACCUCCGGCUGCACCGAGGCCAUCGCCGCCACCAUGCUCGGUCUGGUCAACCUCGGGGACGAGAUCAUCGUCUUCGCCCCCUUCUACGACUCCUACCAGGCCACUCUAUCCAUGGCGGGGGCCCGCGUGAGGUCCAUCACCCUCCGGCCGCCGGACUUCGCCGUGCCGAUCGCCGAGCUCAGGGCCGCCUUCUCGGAGAAGACCCGGGCCAUCCUCCUCAACACGCCCCACAAUCCCACCGGGAAGAUGCUCACCAUGGCGGAGCUGCAGGAGAUCGCCGCCCUCUGCGUGGAGUACGACUCCCUGGCCUUCUGCGACGAGGUCUACGACAAGCUGGCCUUCGAAGCGGAGCACAUCUCGCUGGCGUCCCUCCCGGGCAUGUUCGAGAGGACCGUGACGAUGAACUCCCUCGGCAAGACCUUCUCCCUCACUGGCUGGAAGAUCGGCUGGGCCAUUGCUCCGGCGACUCUCACCUGGGGGGUCCGGCAGGCCCACGCCUUCCUCACCUUCGCCACCUCCACGCCCAUGCAGCACGCGGCGGCGGCGGCGCUCAGUACCCCCGACGGCUACUACGAGGAGCUGCGGCGGGAUUACGCCGUUAAGAAGGAGAUCCUAGUGGAAGGGCUGCGGGCGGCGGGGUUCGUGGUGUACCCUUCGAGCGGGACCUACUUCGUGGUGGCGGAUCACACCCCCUUCGGGUUCGAUAGCGACGUGGCCUUCUGCGAGUACCUGAUUCAGGAGGUGGGCGUCGUCGCCAUCCCCACCAGCGUCUUCUACCUCGACCCGGAGGAGGGCAAGAGCAUGGUGAGGUUCACUUUCUGCAAAGACGAGGGCACCCUGAGGGAGGCCGUGAAGAGGAUGGAGAAGCUGAGGAGAUGA